AUGGCACAGGUGACUCAGGUGGCACAGGUGACGCAGGUGACUCAGGUGGCACAGGUAGCACAGGAGGAUUUGGGAGCUCUCCCGUCCCAGCCCCACCAGGAGGAUUUGGUUCCUCUCCCGUCCCAGCCCCACCAGGAGGAUUUGGGACCUCUCCCGUCCCAGCCCCACCAGGAGGAUUUGGGAGCUCUCCCGUCCCACCAGGAUUCCCAAACUCUCCAAUCCCACCCGUGCUGGGAGCAUCCCGGCUGUGGGAUCGCCCUGCGCAGUCUCCAGGCCCGGCUGGAGGAGCUGGAAAAGCAGGUGCGGACGCCGGAGCCGGAGCGGGACGGGCGGGGCCCGGUCCUGCGGCGCCUCCCGGAGAGCGGCUGCAGAUCCCUGGAUCACCCCGGAUCCCAGGAGCAGCACGAGCAGCUCGCAGCACUCCAGGCCAGGCUGUGCCAGCAGCAGCAGGACGCGGAGCGGGAGCAGAGCCGGCUCCAGGAGGCCGUGGCUGACUUGGAGACCAGGCUGGGAGAGCAGGAGCAGCUCCUGGAGCAGGAGCGCCGCCGCGCCGCCGCCGAGCGCGGCCGGGCGGAUUCGCUGCGGGAGGCGCUGGAGGAGCAGCGGCGGCUCUCGGCCCAGCUGCGGGCCAUGGACAGGGCGGCGCUGGACGAGGCCAAGGUGAGCGGGGACCCGGCCCCAGGUGAGCCCCAGCGCGCGGCGCAGCAGCAGCAGGCCGGCCAGCGGGCGCUGCGGGAGGCGCGCCGGGCGCAGGAGGAGCAGCGGCGGCGGCUGCAGCGGCUGCAGGAGCAGCGGGAGCGGCUGCGGCUGCAGGAGCAGCGCCUGCAGCGGGAGCGGCGGAGCCUGGAGCGGCAGCGGGAGCAGCUCCGGGAGCGGCGGCAGGAGCUGGGCCCCGGCCUGGGGACGGGGACACGGCCGGAUCCCGUUUUCGGAUCCCGUUUUUAG
Molecule: messenger RNA, 945 nt
Organism: Lonchura striata (white-rumped munia)
Lineage: Eukaryota; Metazoa; Chordata; Aves; Passeriformes; Estrildidae
Source: RefSeq, a predicted model, not a curated record